Triticum urartu is the source of this 683-nucleotide messenger RNA. Lineage: Eukaryota; Viridiplantae; Streptophyta; Magnoliopsida; Poales; Poaceae. The record is from RefSeq and is a predicted model, not a curated record.
ACACGCUCGGCUUAUUCGUUAGCAGAUUCGGUGAAAUCGAUGUCGCCCGCCGUCUCAUUGCAGUCGACGAUGCGGCCAGCAGCCCCGGGACUUGGGCGCCAGCUGCACGGGUCGCCGCCCUGCCACGGUCCGCUGCUCCGACCGAGGAGGCCGCGGGCGAUGGCGACGGUGUGCUGCGGUGCCUUCCGGCGGGACCACUACGGGGGCGCGCUGGUGGACGAGGGCAUGGCGGUGCUUCGGCGGAGGAUCCGGGAGGCGCGGAUGGCCGAGACCAACUACGAGGCGCCGCCGGGGUGGGCGGCCUGGGAGAAGCGCUACUACCGGGCGUACGUCUCUGAUGUGUCCACGCUCGCCGGCGCUCUGCAGUUGCUGGCCAUGGAUACCAGGCCCGGCGUCGCGGCUGCUGUUGCCGCGCUGGUGCUCGCCGGCGUGCCGGUGUCCGCCGUCUUCGCGCUGCACCUCCUUGGGCAGGCGGCGGGAUCCGUUUUGCACCUUGUUUCUUGAUUGACUAUCAUUCAUUCGCCGGCAGCGUGUGCUAUCUGUGUCUGUAGAUAAUUAGAUACACAGUGCAAUGGAGAUAUGUAAUUCUUUUGGUUUUAGCUGCAGUAUAAACGCAGAGUAAUAUGUAUUUUCUUUUCUUAUUUCACUGGUUUUAACGAGCGAAGGUGAUCCGUCAAUCUUUU